UGGCUGCAUUUUGUUUGAGAUCUGGACUUGGAGAAGAAAAAAAUCCUGUUGUCGACCUACAAACUCCUUGCUAACACAGCUAGCUGUUGUCGACGGAAGGAAGCAGGAGUUGCGUCGACUAUUUAGCAAAACCUGUGGAAGUGGUAACUGCGUAAUGUAUUUGUAGAUGAGGAAGGUUCUCCAUCAAGUCGAAGUAUCUGAAAGUUCGGCUUGCUUGUUUGAGAUUUGGCGUAUAAUGAUGCGAAGUUCAGGCUAGUUGUGUGUGAUGCGCAGCGCUGCAACUAGCAGGUCACCCAGUAUGGCUCAAGACAGACGCACAACACUAGUUCACAUGGAUAUGUUGGAUCCUCAUCGUGUCUACCGAGGUAUCGCUCAGCCAAACCAAGACAAGCCUGGCUUCAAGUUCAAGUCGCAGUUUCGAAAUCCAUGUAGUUUGCGUCAAAAGCCUGUCAGAUCAGGGUACCAGCGACCAAGACGAACAUUAGGUCCAUGGAAAGAUAUCCAGGCUAUAAUCAACCCUGUGCCAAGCUCCACGUCUCGGGAAAAGGAUUUUGAACGCAUGUGGCGAGCAAGCAGGCGGCCCGCAGUGGAGAGACCACUGACAGUCAGCAGCGAUUCAAGUGAGAUUAUCCCACGGAAGAGACGAACAGUCUGUACCAAGUUUACGCACGAUCAGCCGUGCAUACAGAGCCCUUUCAUAACGUCAAAGGGAAACGUUCUGGAUCGAUACAGUUCGGAGAAAACUAUGAGACGAGUCACUGGUGAACUGGCAGAUUUGCUCCUUGCUGGAGAAAAAAAACACCCACCGAAAAAUGUAGAACCCGGCAUGUUUCUAACUCCUUUGAACCGACCCCGUCCACGUGCAACACUAUCUCUGCAUCUGGACAAGAGAGAGAAAGAAGACUGGAAGAGGGCAUUUGCUAAACGGAAGUUCUGUGGAAACAGAUUUGACGUGUUGUCCGCUGAGUGGACAGAUGAUGGCGGAAGAGGUGAUGAAAUAGGUUACGAGGCCGAGGAGAGUAUCAUUGAAGAGGCAUACCUCACUACGUACAUCAUGGGAAGUAAGAGCGGGAAGCAGACACAAAUCUAUGGUCCCGUGCCUUUAGAGUACCUUUCCAGUCCAGCCAUUCCUGAGUCACUGCUACACUUGGCUGAUAUGCUGCCUGAUAAAUUUGUCUACAAUUCUGAGUAUACAUUAGUUCUCGCUUUGGACAACACUCUUAUCUGCACAUCUGAUACACAGCUGGUGGGCAAGUAUUAUGAGCAGAUAAUUGAGUUGGACAGUGACAACGUCUGCUACAUGUACGCACGUCCUCAUCUGUUGCACUUUCUGAAGCUCAUGAAGCAGGACUUUGAGAUCAUAGUCUACACGACAGCACAACCCGGCUACGCAAAGCAGGUUGUCGACUGGCUGCACUCGCAGCAAAACAACAUCGUUGAGCACAUUCUACACCAGUACAAUUGCCUGGAAGUCGAUGGCCAGCUGGUCAAGUGUGUUGCGCGACUCGGCCGGGAUCUGACAAAGACAGUCCUGAUCGACAAUGAUCCGCUGCAAGUAGCGCACAACUGGCCGAAUGCACUGUGGGUGGAAAAGUGGACGGGCGAUGACAAAGACGACACGUUGUUCCAAUUGCGCGAAGAACUUCGAGCACUGGUCAAAGAUAAACCUAAGGACAUCAGGCCUCAACUAACAUCUGGCUUGCCGAUGUCAGCGUACAACACUCGUAAGCAGAGACGCUUUAGAUUAUCAAACCUUGAGGUAGAGACACCAGUAGGGGUACAGGUACUGAGAUCGGCGACUAUAACGGGGGAAGAUACGGAGGCAAGAAGAGUUCGCCUUAUGCUGGAGAAGUCGGCAGCGGAUCAAGAAACACCACUAGAGAAGCAACGGGAAAGAUGGACACGAAAGAAGAAAGGAGACAAGAUGGAUGGAAUUGGAAAUGAAAAUGGACCUGGAAAGGAAAGGAAGCAUUGGACGCCUAAGAAGAGAGGCGUUGAUUGGUACACAGGUAAGAAAAGAAAUUAGUCCAUGAGCAUUGUAACACAACUAACACUACUGUUGUUUUAGAUGAAGAACCAAAGUCAUAGAUAUUGUACCUUGUUUAGUAAUGGCUACACUCAGUAAUGACGGUUAGUCUUGUUGCAUGCCAACAUCUACAAUAUCUGUGUCUAUCUCUCUCACUGUCUCUGUCUCUCUCUGCCUCUGUGUCUGUCUCUCUCUCCCUCUCUCUCUCUCUCUCUCUCUCUCUCUCUCUCUCUCUCUCUCUCUCUCUCUCUCUCUCUCUCUCUCUCUCUCUCUCUCUCUGUCUCUCUCUCUCUCUCUAACUGU
Messenger RNA from Sycon ciliatum, 2329 nucleotides. RefSeq lists its product as uncharacterized. The record is from RefSeq and is a predicted model, not a curated record. Bases 266 to 2026 code for a protein of 586 amino acids. Lineage: Eukaryota; Metazoa; Porifera; Calcarea; Leucosolenida; Sycettidae. The transcript is spliced from 2 exons. Gene Ontology annotation, biological process: protein import into mitochondrial matrix. Gene Ontology annotation, cellular component: TIM23 mitochondrial import inner membrane translocase complex.